CAUGGCCGAGAGCUCAGCUGUGACUGCAGCAGUGCCAGAGAGAGCAGCACCAACCAAGCUGGAGGAGCUUCUGGAGAUCACUGCUCAGAGCCUGGUGCGCGCCGAGGUAGCUGAGCACUAUGAGGUUGUUCGGGAGCUGGGCAGGGGCAAGUAUGGCCAUGUGAUGCUAGUGACCCACAGGCAGAGAGGGACUCCUAUGGCUCUCAAGCUGCUACCCAAAGCCAGUACCAAGCUGCACACCUUCCUGUAUGAGUAUUGUGUCGCACUGUCCCUCGCCACCCACCCUGCCAUCAUCGGCAUGUUUGGAAUUGCCAUUGAGUCCAGCCAGUACUAUGGCUUCCUCUAUGAACCAGCGCUGCACAAAGACCUCAUCUCUAUCAUCAAACCCCGCGAUGGGAUUCCUGAGCCGGCCGCAAAGCAGUGUGCCAAGCAGCUCGUGAGCGCGCUGGAGUUCAUCCACAGCCGGGGGCUGGUGUACCGCGACAUCAAGCCUGAGAACGUGCUGCUUUUUGAUCCCGACUGCCGGCUCGUCAAACUCACUGACUUUGGCCUGACGAGGCCCAAGGGUACCAAGCUCAAGCUGGUGGCCGGGGUAAUCCCCUACACGGCCCCUGAGCUGAGCAACACUGCUGAUGCCCAGGGGGUGCCCAUCGACACCAGCAUGGAUGCCUGGGCCUUUGGGGUGCUGCUUUUCUGCCUGCUGACCGGCUACUUCCCCUGGGAGCAGAGCCUGCCGGAGGACCCUUUCUUUGAGGACUUCAUGCAGUGGCAGGAGACAGGCCUAGAAAAGGACGCGCCCCGGCACUGGAAGCGCCUGACAGCCGAGGCUGCCGGGAUGCUGCGAAGCCUGCUGGCUCUAGAUCCCGCCAAGCGUGGCCCCCUCAGCGGCGUUCUGCGCUACGUGGACUGCCCUUGGCGCCGGGAGGAUGGGCGCAGUGAGGAGGCUGCCGUCAAGUCCUAGGGCCUGCUCUCCACAGCGGGAGGGAAGGAGGGUCUCAGCCUGCAAGGGGCUUCAGGGUUUGGGCACCACGGUGGCCUGGGCGUGAGAGGCCGAGGUGGCCCAGAGAGCAGCUUCCCUGCUGCCACAGAGCCAAGCUCCUUCCCCAGCUGAUGACCCUCACCCCAUGACUCAGUGCUGCCCAGCGCCGCCUCCUUGUGGCUUGAAAACAUCUUUCUCUUGGAAAUGACUGUGUGUGAAGCAUCCACUCCUUUCCUAGCCACAGGAAGUCCCGGGAGUUAUUUAGGCUGCAGCACAUGCCGUGCCUCAAAAUAGAGCAAAAUGUGUACUUUUGUGUUUCUGUAUGUGGCUUGUUUUCCCUCAUAAUAAAUGCCUGUUGGGACCCCCUUGCUGUUGGAAAGCAGGGAGCAUGUCAGAACUUGCAGCUCUCCAGGACAAGCUGUUCAAGGCAGGGCCCGUCUCUGAAUGCUGCCAGUGCCCAGGACUACUGGAGGGUGGCUUCAGGCUGGUGGGGUGGAGGGGCUGGGGAGAUCCCAGCACGCGGCCAUGGAUGAUGACUGGGGAAUGUUUAUGGUGUUGAGGUUAUCUCAUGCCAACCCAAACACAUCUCUUCCCUUGUACUGCCUUCAGGUCCUAGGACAAUGUCCUUCAUGCUCUUUUGGAUGCCUGGCUACCCUUCUACAAGACCUUUCUUCUCCCCUUUCCUAUCACUUCUUUAACCCUUCCCUAGAAACACACCUCUUCUAAUGCCCCAAUAUCCUCCUAGGUGCACAUUUUAAUCCUGAAAAGGAGUAGCAAAGAGGGAAUUAGGGGUUAGUAGCCAUUUUUACUUUUCUACCUCUUUUCAAUCCCCAGGAUUUUGCUGUUGGUAAUAAUCCCUUCCUGCACUCAACCUGGUCUUUUGCUGGAAACAUUCACAGCUUGUUUUCCACUCUCAGGGGAUUCAUAACUUCUAAAAAUGCAGUGUCCCAGUGCUAUAUUUUCUAGCAUUUCAGCUUUUUUUUCAUGUCAGACCUAUUCCUGCACACACUCCUAUGCUUCCCCAACCUUCAGCUUUUUUUUUUUUUCUUCCAGCUUCUUUUGACCCACUGGCAUUUUAACAUUACUUCACUUCUCUACUAACACUACCCAUCACCUGGUAAACAUAUUUUGCUCAUUCCUCUCUUAGCAACAUCACCUCUGUACUACUAUUUUAUGCUGUUCCUGCUCCCUACAUCACUUAUGUCUUGAGUCUUCCAGCUCCCCAACCUAUCUUACCAAACAGCAUUGUGCUCACACUGUCCAAGAUACAGUUUUCUUCUGCUUACUUCUAUCUCUUAGAAUCUUUCAUUACUUGAAAUCGUAAUAAAUGCUGCUCAACUCCAGCCUGCUGAGAUUUGGCUUUAAUAACACCUUAAUUACUAUAGGAAUAGCUGAGGAAUUUUAAGGUGCCAACAUGGUUCCUGCAUUUAAAGUGGAGAAGCCUUAAGACCAAUGGAUAUAAAGGUCAGGUAGCUGGCAACUAUCCAGUCAAAAAUAAUGGAAAAAGCAUUUGUUAAAGAUGUUAGCUAAUGGAGAAUUACAGAAUAAGAAUGUGGUUUUUUUGAAUGAGACAUUCAUUUUUUUAUAAUAAAGU
This is a messenger RNA of Passer domesticus (house sparrow), 2573 nucleotides long. RefSeq names its product serine/threonine-protein kinase SBK2-like. Gene Ontology annotation, biological process: peptidyl-serine phosphorylation; peptidyl-threonine phosphorylation. Bases 2 to 961 code for a protein of 319 amino acids. Lineage: Eukaryota; Metazoa; Chordata; Aves; Passeriformes; Passeridae. The transcript has 3 exons. The record is from RefSeq and is a predicted model, not a curated record. Gene Ontology annotation, molecular function: protein serine/threonine kinase activity; ATP binding.